Molecule: messenger RNA, 798 nt
Organism: Cydia amplana
Lineage: Eukaryota; Metazoa; Arthropoda; Insecta; Lepidoptera; Tortricidae
Product: zinc finger protein 436-like
Exons: 4
Coding region: 1-798 (265 amino acids)
Biological process (GO): regulation of transcription by RNA polymerase II
Cellular component (GO): nucleus
Molecular function (GO): DNA-binding transcription factor activity, RNA polymerase II-specific
Source: RefSeq, a predicted model, not a curated record
AUGGAGGCAAGCGAUGUGUCCGUUGAGUUUGUUCAGGUAAAACAAGAACCUGUGUGGGAGCAUAGUGACAAGACGACAGGACCCGAGGAGCAUGUUGUGUUGCUGCCUGAACAGAUAAAAAUAGAAGUGGAAUUUGAUGAGCAGAGACCAGUGCCUGUGAAGGAGGAGCCUCUGUGUGAAACCCAACUUGAAGCGACUCCUGAGGUUUCCGGUUUAAACCAAGAAGUUGUCAUCAAACAGGAGCUUGAAGAAUCCCCAGAGUCAGAAGAAUCUCCCACGUAUCCAUCACAAGCCGCAAGCGGAGCGGCUGACGACCGACAGACUGACUACAAUGACCGACAGACGGACGACAACGACCGACAAACCGGGACCUACGUGUGUGACACCUGUGGAAACACAUACCAACAAAUACACCACCUAAUCCAGCACAUUCAAAGAAAAGCUUGCAGUCACACCGCCGAGAAAUCAUACCCCUGCGACAUAUGCGGAAACAAAUUCGCAAGCAGAUCGAGUUUGAACCAACAUAGACACACACACGCCAGCACAAAGCCGUAUUCGUGUGAAACUUGUGGGAAACAGUUUACUGUGUUAAGUUAUUUAAAAGCACAUGAGCGGAGGCACGUAGGUGAAAGGCCAUUCAGUUGCGACAUAUGCGAGAAAGCUUUCGCGAAAACGAGCGACAGCACGCCAGUCGCCGAUGAUGGCCGAUUGCUGUCGCGCGCGGUCGCUGGCGUGCUGUCGCGCGCGGUCGCUGGCGUGCUGUCGCUCGUCUGUAAGAGCCCUAAGGUGUAUACAUAG